Molecule: messenger RNA, 1431 nt
Organism: Dichotomopilus funicola
Lineage: Eukaryota; Fungi; Ascomycota; Sordariomycetes; Sordariales; Chaetomiaceae
Product: nucleophile aminohydrolase
Exons: 2
Coding region: 1-1431 (476 amino acids)
Cellular component (GO): cytoplasm
Molecular function (GO): asparaginase activity; beta-aspartyl-peptidase activity
Source: RefSeq, a predicted model, not a curated record
AUGGAAUACAAGCGCCCACAACCCGCCUCACCGGACAAAACACAACCCCGCCUCAUCAUCCACGGCGGCGCCGGCAACAUCACCCCGGCGAAUCUCACGUCGGACAGCUAUGCCGAGUUCCGUACCGCUCUUCUCACCAUCAUCUCUAAAUCCCACCACUACAUGACCACCCCAACCCCCACCUCCCCUACCCCCACCUCCCUUAGCCCCCAAACCGUGACCCUCCCCACAGCCCUAGCAACAGCAACCCACGCCCUAACCCUCCUCGAAGACAACCCCCUCUUCAACGCCGGCCACGGCGCCGUCUUCACCCGCGACGGUCUCAACGAGCUCGAAGCAUCCGUCAUGGUUUCCCGCGGGUAUGCCAAGCGAGCCGCGGGUGUGUCUGGUCUGCGCCGCGUGCGCAAUCCGAUUUUGCUCGCGCGGGAGGUGCUGGAACGGGGGGAGGGGGAUUUAUGGCCUCGGGCUGCGUUUGCGGAGGACGGUGGUGAGGGUGGGGGGUUGGAUGUGCCUUCGGCGCAGGGACAUCGGCAUAUUCAUGGGGCUGCGGCGGAGGCGUUGGCGGAGGCGUAUGGGUUGGAGUUGGUGGAGCCGGAGUAUUUUUGGACGGCGAGGAGGUGGAAUGAGCAUGUGCGCGGGUUGGAGCGGGAGAAAGCUGCGGGUGGGAAGGGGAUGUGUGGGUGGAGUGAGGAGGAGUAUGUACCGCUCGGCACGGUGGGCGCAGUCGCGGUGGAUGAGGACGCGGUGGUGUGUGUUGCGACGAGUACGGGCGGGUUGACGAAUAAGUUGACGGGUCGGAUUGGGGAUACGCCGACGAUUGGGGCGGGGUUUUGGGCCGAGGAGUGGGUGGACGGCGACGGGACCGCAAGGGAACAGGGCGGGUUGAUGCGGUCAGGACCCGCGGUGGUGUUAUCGGGGGCGAUGAAGGGGUGGUUCGCGGACUGCUUCCCGACGCCGUGGGCUUAUUCCCCGCUCGUUGCCACCCGAGGGGAGUUGGUGACUACGCGAUCGGUCGCGGUGUCCGGGACAGGUAACGGGGACUCGUUCCUUCGGACCGGAGCUGCUCGAACCGUUGGUGCUUUGGCCCGCUUUGCUGGACACUCGUCUGCUUCUGCGGUGGCUCGAGUGAUCGGCCCGGAUGGCGAGGUCCAAAAGAGCGCCGAGGACCGUUGGGGGAAGACUGGCGAAGGGGAGGGCGGCAUGAUUGGCAUCGAGACCGUGGUGGUUCGGGAUGCUGAGGGCAACGUCGUGGAGACGAAGUCAGAGUUGCUGCAAGAUUUCAACUGCGGGGGCAUGUUUCGGGCAUGGGUCGACGAUCGGGGCAUCGCGUAUGCUAGAGUAUUCCGCGAGGAGGAAGAGCGGCGACUUCCGAGAUCUUACGUGGGCGACAUGAAACUCGAUGAACUAAUCUCACCGUCCUAUAAGGAUUAG